Penicillium brevicompactum is the source of this 1245-nucleotide messenger RNA. RefSeq names its product putative PHD finger domain protein. Gene Ontology annotation, biological process: regulation of DNA-templated transcription. Gene Ontology annotation, cellular component: Rpd3L complex; Rpd3L-Expanded complex; nucleus. The record is from RefSeq and is a predicted model, not a curated record. The coding region runs from base 1 to 1245 and encodes 414 amino acids. NCBI's taxonomy places the organism in Eukaryota, Fungi, Ascomycota, Eurotiomycetes, Eurotiales, Aspergillaceae. The transcript has a single exon.
AUGGCACACGGAGCGGAGGACUGCGCGACUGUUCUGGAACAGUUCGUACACGAUGUGGCAAAUUUACCGGCUGAGAUCAACCAUUUGAUGGAGGAAAUACAAGCCAAGGACAAGGUCAUGCAGGAGUGUCGCGCAACCAUCAAUUCUCGCGACAGCAGCAUCCAGAAGUUCAUCAAGUUGAAUGGCAGCCUGACGCCAAAUCCCAAAGAAGAGCCAUACGGCAAGACGAUCCUACAAAAUAUGGACAAAUCACACGAACUACAGAGCGAAAAGAUCCAACUGAGCGAAAAGGCAUGCGUUCUACUUGACCGGCAAAUCAAGCGCCUCGACGUGCGCAUUCGCGAUCUAGUCAAUGAAGGCCUCCUCUCUAACGAUCCUCCUCUGCCCUCCCUCUUCGACUCAAAAAAUAAAUACCGUAACCCGCCAAAGGUCUUCUUCCCCGAUUCAACACCCUCCGAUUCCACCGCCUACUCCACACCUCUCGCGCAAACUUCAGGAAACGCAAACCCAAUCUUGACCGCCGCGCAACGUCUCAACCAAUCCACAACUCCGCGUCCAGCAGGAACCCCUACACAACUUGCGCAGUCCACAGCGCGAAGCUCUGCCCCUGCUACGCCUGCCGCAGCCGUUGUUCACCUCCAGCAACGGCAGCGCGAAUCCUCUGCCGGAGCAGUGGACUCGAAGCGUCGCCGCUUGAAUCCAGCCCUUGGUACCCUCCCAGCUGCUUCUUCCAACCUGCGUCAAUCAUCACUCGGCCCUGGAACGCCUAAGCCUGGUACACCCGCCGGAAGUCGCGCAGGGAGCGCAGGACCUCGCACUAGCAUGGGCAUCAAGAAAGCACUUACGAAGAAGAUUGCGCCGCACCAGCAGGUCAAGAAACUUAAGACUGCGCACGGCAAGCCACUCAAGCGCUCUUCUAGCAGCGGGCGGAUCAAGGCGUCGAAGAAGUCGCCCAAUGGCGAGGGAGAUGAAGAUGAUGAUUCCAUGCUCAGCAGCGCUGAUACUUCGGAUUCAGACAAGAGUGACGGUGCGGCGGACGAUGACGUUGAUGAUGACGAGGAAGAUGAAGGAAACGAGGACUCGAAGGUCUACUGUACUUGUCGCACGGUUAGCCAUGGGGACAUGGUGGCUUGUGAUAAUGACGAGUGUCCUUAUGAGUGGUUCCAUUGGAAGUGCGUUGGGCUUACUCGAGAGCCUGUUGGAACAUGGUACUGUGAUGAGUGUCGACGCACACUUGGGAAAUAG